AUGCUAGUUGUUGUAGCGUACGAUGCAAAUAACCAACUGUUUCCGAUUGCCUUUGCAAUUGUUGACAGCGAGAAUCAUGACUCUUGGAAGUAUUUCUUGCAGAAGUUAAAGGAAGCGAUUGGGGAGGUUGAAAACUUAGUGUUUGUAUCGGAUAGGCAUCAAAGCAUUGAACAUGCUGUCAAGGUUAUUUUCCCCGAAGCAUGCCAUUGUGCAUGCUACAAACAUAUUUCUAUGAAUGUCACCCACAAGUUCAAGACUGAUGUGUGUAACACGCAAAUAUGGUGCUCAGAACGGAUGGAUCCUCCCAUCGCUGCUUAUGUUGACAAUAUAGGAUUAGAAAAAUGGGCUCGUCCUUAUUGUCUAGGAGACAGGUACAACAUCAUGACAAACAACGCUGCAGAAAGCCUUAACAACGUGACUGAAGAAUUCCGGGCAUAUCCAAUAACUACUCUAGUUGAGUUCAUAAGGUUCACACUACAAAAUUGGUUUGCUAACCGUCUUGAGAAGGCAAGUAAGUGUGUUACCCCUUUGGCAACUCAUUUUGAGGAAGAUUUGAUAAAGCAACACGAGGAUGGUAGACGUAGAAGUGUCCUACGUAACGGUGCACAAUUGUUUAAUGUUGGAAGAGGUGCUGACGGUUCUGACUUUGAAAAAGGCGGAGAUGUGAACUUAGUUGAGAGAACAUGCACUUGCGGCAUGUUCCGAUUGUUGAAAAUUCCUUGUCCCCAUGCAUGUGCCGCAGCGCUUACUCAGAAUGUCAGUGUCUACGCUCUGUCAUCUCCCUAUUACACAAAGGAGACGUGGAAGAAUACUUACGAUGCAACAAUUAAUGUUGUGGGCGAGGAGGAUGAAUGGGUGCUUCCAGAACACAUGCAGAACAUGAGAAUCGGUGUACCAGUGGAGAAGAAACCUGUAGGUCGUCCAAGAAAGAGCAAUGCAGGAAGACUACGGACUAACCGAUUUCCAUCGAACGGUACCAAAGUCAAGGAACCACGCAAAUGUUCAAACUGUGGCGCAUUGGGACACAACAAAGCUACUUGCAAGGCCAGGGUUUGA
Cannabis sativa is the source of this 1056-nucleotide messenger RNA. RefSeq lists its product as uncharacterized. Gene Ontology annotation, molecular function: zinc ion binding. The record is from RefSeq and is a predicted model, not a curated record. The coding region runs from base 1 to 1056 and encodes 351 amino acids. NCBI's taxonomy places the organism in Eukaryota, Viridiplantae, Streptophyta, Magnoliopsida, Rosales, Cannabaceae. The transcript is spliced from 2 exons.